CUGAUGAAUGUUGAGUGGUUCUGCUUGAACCAUGACUUGCUGCCAAAAGGAUGUGUAAGGAACUCAACUUUUGACUUCUCAGAUUACAUUUCUGGAUGUGCAGUCCAUACAGUGAGGGAUUCUGAGCUAGGGAUGCAAAUCUUAACUGUAACAAUGACCUCAGAAGAGACAUCUUGGCCUGUCCCAAUGAAGGCUAUUGGGUCACAGAACCUAUUGACCAUGCCUGGUGGUGUUACCAAAUCAGGAUACCUACACAAAAAAGGAGGAACUCAGUUUCAACUCUUAAAGUGGCCACUGAGGUUUGUAAUUAUCCACAAGGGUUGUAUUUACUACUUUAAAAGUAGCACAUCUGCAUCUCCUCAGGGUGCCUUCUCAUUGAAGGGCUAUAAUAGGGUUAUGAGAGCAGCAGAAGAGACAACAUCAAGCAAUGUAUUCCCUUUCAAGUUGGUUCACUUUAGCAAGAAACAUAGGACCUGGUUCUUUUCUGCCUCCUCUGAAGAUGAAAGGAAGGACUGGAUGGCCUCACUUAGGAGAGAAAUAGAUCGCUACCAUGAAAAGAAAGAAGCAGGAACUGAUUUAAGUGACUCCGGUUCAGAUGCUGAUAGUUUCUAUGGCUCCGUAGAACGACCUGUUAAUAUACAUUACUCUCAACAUUCAAUAGAAAAUUCAGAUUAUGACCAGGAUGAAGAUGAUGAAUACUUACAGCCAGAUAAUUCAGAUAGUGUAAAGUGUGAAGAUCCAAAAGUCUUUCCGCCAUCUUAUCCACCUCCUCCAAUUCCUCCAAUGGGAAGAGCUUCCUAUACAGAGACAAAAUCACGUUCAUUCUCUGGCAAGUGCAGUGUGGGUGUGCUUCUACCGCCAUCCCUGAAAAAAAGUUUACCUGAUAUUAGGCCUGAAUUUCUACUGAGUAAGAAAAGGGAACCCCCUUUUCAUUGCCAAGCAGAGCAUAAUGUGAGGCCCCACUCAACAGGUCAGGCAAGUGGCCAAGGAUCACUGGUGCCUCCAGUUCCUCCAGCCAAAAACCCCAUAUCUGUUAGAAACUCUUGUUUGGGAUCAGCUGAACGUCUGCCACCAGCCUGUGUGUCAUCUACUGCUGAAGUGUGUGAGAGGCUUAAAGACUUAAAAGCUUUUGUACAAGCACCACCUCCAUUGCCAAGCAGCAAGCCCAAGUUAUCAUCAUUUACUGUGAAUACAGUGGACCUAAAAGCACCCAAAAAACAGGGGGAGCCUGGACUUCUGAUUCCUGAAGUACUGUUUAAUUCUCAGGUGCCCAGUGACAAACCAUCUCUGCCUAUAUGCAAACCAGAGAAGCCUUUGCCUCCACAUUUAGGUUCUGUGCCUACUAGGCGGUUAGCCCCUGAUGGACAAAGUUUCCGAAGUCCUUCAUUUGAAAAACUAGCAGUGCCUUCAAAAUCAAAGUUUUCUGGAGAAGAUUCAGAUGACGACUAUGAAAAGGUUGAGCUGCCUAAUUCAGCAUUUGUUAACACCUCAGACUCCCUUGAAGUUGAAAGGAUGUUCAAAGCUGAAAGUUCCACAGGACAUCCAAAAAAUGGAUUAUUCUGUAUCAGGAAUUCAUCCACAAAAACUGGAAAGGUAUUAGUUGUGUGGGAUGAAUCUAUUGAGAAAGUGAGAAACUACAGGAUCUUUCAACAGGACUCCAAAUUUCACCUGGAGGCAAGUGUACUUUUCAAGAGUCUCGGAGGUCUUAUUGAAUACUACUGCAACCAUGUCUUGCCCAGCCAUAACAAUUUGAUGCUACGAUUGCCAUAUGGUUCUGGACAAAGGUGACAGACCUUCACAGUCCACUCUUACCAUCAAGCAUUGUUGCUAAAUAUGGGUUUACAGAUUUCAAAUGUUUAUAUUCCCAGUGGACUGAGGAUGGGAAGAGGUGGCCCUCUAAAUAUUGUUGGACUGCAACUUGAAUAAUCUCUCACCAUUAACUAUGAUGCCUAGAGUUGCUGGAAAGUACAGUCCAGCAGCACAUGGAAGGCCAGAUGUUCUCCAACCCUGCUGUAAACAAACAGGAAUGUAUGUACUGUUUUCUCUGCACUUUCACAGAAUGUCUGGGUCUGUUAUGGCAAAGUACAGUAUUUUUCUACAAGGUUUUCUGGCCCAGAUUCCAUAUAAUAAGUAGUGGGACACAUUGCCAGAAGAGGCUCAAUGUGAUUUUGUAUAAUUGUUAUCUCUGUGAUGUGACUGAUCAGUAGGUACCCUUCCUAAUCUGUUAUACUUUCUCUUAGACCUCUAGAUAUAAAGAUAGACUAACUGACACAACUAUUAAAAUAGAAAGGGUGUGACUUGAUGGGGGAAUUUGGAGUGAUCCUGGUCACUUUUAAAAGAUUUUUAUCUUUGCUUUUAUCUCUUUUAUCUUGCACUUGAGCAAUUCUUCCAUUUACAUGAGAGAUGUUCCUUCUCCUGUGAGAAGGAUCCAGAUGGCACUUAAGAUUGCUCCAGUUUAUCUCCCUUUUGAUUAUUGAUGUCCCCUCCCCUUUCCCUGUCUUUUGUUGCAGAUGUUGCUCUGUAGGCCACAAUUACUUCCCUUUUUAAAUUGUGUUUAAAUUAGUAAGUGGCAUAAUGCUACAGCCUAGCAUGGAUACUCCCUUAUGCCUGAAAUAGCACUAUGUCACUUAGUAUAAUAUUUAAAAAAUCUGAGAAGAAGAAGAUAAGAGGAGAGGGUUUCUCCACCAACUUUUCUAUUGUCACAACCCACUGCAUACAUCACAAGGUUGUCAAUGAAGAGAAUGCUGUUCAUAACUCUGUUUGGGAGGAAAUUAAGCAACUACAUAGCCUGCAGAAUGGAAUAAUCAGGAGCACUCCUAAUUGCACCAAAUAAACUACAGUCCUAGUGCUGUGCCAGAAAACAGUGUAACAGCUUGCAAAAGGGGUGGGGUGGAUCGCUCUUACUUAAAACACAUGUGCUCACUGGAAAAAAGGGUGAAUUAAGCCACACUAAAAGAAAACCAAACCAUAAGCAACGUGUUAAUGACCACUUAUUUGUUUUCCUGAAUCAGCACUGAUGUUUGACAAAGUAUUGUACUGAUUUAUAAUUAAGCUAUAAUGGACACAGGACCUCACAUAGCAUGCUGGUUUUUAGACUGUGAAUUAAGCAGGCUUUAGAUCAUGUCUUGUAAACUAAGCCAAUUGCACCCUUAGGAUUAUGCCAAACCUUAGUGUCCUUACAGUGCCUUUCUCCACUAUAUUAUAGACCAGCAUGAAGGUGCUCUGCCAUUUUUUAUAUUUAAGGAACUUUUGGCCCUCCAAGGCAUUUUAAUGAUGGUGGUGCUGUUCACAAAGUAUACACCACACCUCCCUUCCUACUCAAUGGACUCUAGAAUGCUACAAAAUUAACAGCAUGCCAGCUUAUCUGAAAGUUCAUUUAGUUAAGAGUGAAUUGUAAUCAUAGGAAAAUAUGCAAUCUGAUUACACACACACACACACACACACACACACACACACACACACACAUUUAGAUAUAUGUAUGUGCAUACACACAUGUUUUUGCUUUUGCUGCCAAAUCUAUAGGUUACAUUUAUUAACUGAUAAUGUAAUGUAAUAUGCUUUUAACAAUAUGGUUAAUGUGAAAGCUAAGUCUGCUGUCGUCUGAUCAUAUUCUAAAUACUGUUAAUGAUGAACUCCUGUGAGGUAGGCACUUGACUCAUCUGAAUUUAUCCAAAGAGGCUUUUGAAUCUGGCACUGUACUGAAAUUUCUCUCUUUUGUAUAUUAUUAUCUAACUCAAUAUUCAAUGAACAGUAAAUAGUUCAUUAAGGUA
Messenger RNA from Pogona vitticeps (central bearded dragon), 3770 nucleotides. It is a transcript of the gene SH3BP2, whose product is annotated as SH3 domain binding protein 2. Gene Ontology annotation, biological process: signal transduction. The record is from RefSeq and is a predicted model, not a curated record. Lineage: Eukaryota; Metazoa; Chordata; Lepidosauria; Squamata; Agamidae. Gene Ontology annotation, molecular function: SH3 domain binding.